Molecule: messenger RNA, 585 nt
Organism: Beta vulgaris subsp. vulgaris (sugar beet)
Lineage: Eukaryota; Viridiplantae; Streptophyta; Magnoliopsida; Caryophyllales; Amaranthaceae
Exons: 2
Coding region: 266-469 (67 amino acids)
Source: RefSeq, a predicted model, not a curated record
CAACACGAAAAAGAAUAGCAUCCUUACCAAGAAAGUUCCAAUUCAACGUAAACGGUGAACUUUCUAGACUCGUCUUCCAACCUUCCAGAUUCUUUUCACCCCAUCACCAAGUCCAUCAUCUUUACACAAACACAUAUACAUAUUCUCCUCUACAAUCCCAACCAAUAUAUACUAUCAUAUUUUACCAUCACCCCGAAAGAACAAAGUCAACACAUAAAACUAAAUACUUGUUAUCUUCAACGAUCAUCAUAUACCGACUACCGUCAUGUGUUUAGUGUUUGUGGUGGAUGAAGACGAGAAGGUGAUCGGCCGAUACACGGCAGGUGGUGCAUGCCCCUACUGCGGUGCUCAAGUUCAGGUUAUGGAUGUUGAGAAAACAUGGCGUUUAUGUUAUGUUCCUUUUUAUUUUCGCACCAAACGCAAGUUUUCUUGCUCCUUUUGUAAUCGUCCUCUGGUUCUUCAGUAUUGAAUCUUUCUCCAUACAGCCAGCGAGGCAGCGUCGCAGCGAUCGUCAUUAUGUAUCAAACAUUCAAACUGAUCUGCUUUAUCUCCCUCUAUAGUCACAUACCGUGCAGCAGCCAGCAG